GGAAGAUAGACACCAUGCGGCCACUCCACUGCCACUCCUCACGGAACAACAGCAGAGCAGCAGGUGGACCAUGGUCGGCACGAUCGCUUGCUCUUGCUCUGCUGCCACUGCUCUCCCUGCUCUCUCCCACCGGGUGUGCGAGCAGCACGGAGCAGGACGGGGUCUCCCUCCUCAAGUUUCUCCAGGGGCUCUCGCAGGACUCCGGCCUCGCCACUUCUUGGAGGAACGGCACAGACUGGUGCACGUGGAAGGGCAUCACCUGCGACGCCGACGGCGCCGUCACAGAAGUCUCGCUGGCUUCCCUGGGCCUCGAGGGCCGCAUCUCGCCGGCGCUCGGCGAGAUGCCUAGCCUGCUGCGCCUCAACCUGUCGCUCAACUCCCUCUCCGGCGGCCUCCCCGCGGAGCUACUGCUGUCCAGAAGCUUACUCGCCCUCGACGUCAGCUUCAACAACCUGAACGGUGAUCUCCCCGAGCUGCCAUCUACGUUCGCCGGACAGGGACGGCAGCCUAUCAAGUUACUCAACGUCUCAAGCAACCAGCUCACAGGGCAAAUCCCGCCGCUCACACUGGCGGGCAUGACCAAGCUCGUCACUCUCAACGUGAGCAACAACAGCCUCACCGGAGAGAUCCCCAGCACCAUCUGCGCCAGAACGCCGUUCCUGUCGGCGCUCGACCUCAGCUUCAACCAGCUCAACGGAAGCGUGCCCGUGAACCUCGGCCGUUGCUCCGCGCUACGAGUGCUCAAGGCCGGCCACAAUGAACUCCACGGGACUCUGCCGGACGAGCUCUACGACGCGACCUCUCUCGAGCACAUCUCCUUCCCAAACAACCGUCUGCAGGGAGCGCUCAGCGCCGAGCGUCUAGCCGAGCUCAGGAGUCUGGUCGUCCUCGACCUCGCGGAGAACGGACUCACGGGCGGCAUCCCGGACUCUAUCGGGCGGCUCGAGAGGCUGGAGGAGCUUCGCCUAGAGCACAACAGCAUGUCCGGCGAGCUGCCACCGGCUCUGAGCAGGUGCUCGAGUCUCAGAACCGUCAUUCUCCGGAGCAACGGUUUCCAUGGAGACCUGAACAGCGUCGACUUCUCAACCUUGCCCAGGCUAAAAGUUCUAGAUUUCAUGGACAACAACUUCACAGGCACAGUCCCUGAGAGCCUGUACUCGUGCAGCGACCUCACCGCGCUCCGACUGUCCUCUAACGGCUUCCAUGGCCAGCUCUCGCCGGGGAUCGGCAGGCUCAAGUCGCUCAGGUUCCUGUCCCUGACAAACAACUCGUUCACGAACGUCACGAACGCGCUCCAGGUCCUCAAGAGCGCGCCGAGCCUCACGACUCUGCUGAUCGGCGCCAACUUCAGAGGCGAGGCGAUGCCGGAGGACGAGACGAUCGAAGGCUACCGGAGCCUCCAGGUCCUGUCCCUGGCGGACUGCUCGCUGUCAGGAGAAAUCCCUCGCUGGGUGUCAGGGCUCGAGAACCUGCGAGAGCUGUUCCUGUCCAGCAACCGGCUCACCGGCCCGAUCCCGGCCUGGCUCAGCGGCCUGAGCCUCCUGUUCGUUCUGGACGUGUCCAACAACAGCCUCGCGGGGGAGAUCCCGACAGCGCUGGCGGAUCUACCGAUGCUGAGGUCCGAGACGACCGUGGACGACGACGACGACGACGGUGGGUCUUCGAGCCAGUCCGCGUUCCCGCUGCCCGUCUACAUGGCCGCGUCGCUCCAGUACCACAGGGCGAACUACUGCCCCAAGCUGCUGAACCUCGGCGACAACAGGCUCACUGGCGCGGUGCCGCCGGAGAUCGGCCGCCUGAAGGGACUCACGCAGCUCAACCUGAGCUUCAACAGCCUGCGUGGGGAGGUUCCGCAGGCCGUCGGCAACCUCACGAACCUCGAGGUGCUGGACCUGUCCAGCAACCGCCUGACGGGCAAGAUCCCCAGGGCGCUGGAGAGCCUCCACUUCCUCUCCUACUUCAACGUCUCCAACAACGACUUGGACGGGCCUGUUCCGGCAGGAGGCCAGUUCUGCACGUUCCCGAGCUCUAGCUUCGCGGGGAACCCGGGGAUGUGCGGCCCUAUGCUUGUUCGCCGGUGCAGCGCUGCUUCUGUAGAGGCAGGUCUUCCUGCGCCCGUUCGCGACGCAGGACUGUGUGGCGGUGACGUCGUCGUCUUCGCUGUGACCUUUGGUGUCUUCGUUGGAGUAGGCGUGCUGUAUGAUCAGAUGGUACUGUCCAGAUAUUUUGGGUAGCGAAAAGUGCUGCAGCAAUGC
This is a messenger RNA of Zea mays, 2255 nucleotides long. RefSeq lists its product as uncharacterized. Bases 15 to 2234 code for a protein of 739 amino acids. The record is from RefSeq and is marked validated. Gene Ontology annotation, molecular function: protein binding. The transcript has a single exon. NCBI's taxonomy places the organism in Eukaryota, Viridiplantae, Streptophyta, Magnoliopsida, Poales, Poaceae.